GCCCGACAUCACAACAACACUGCUAGCUGGUAACGUUAGCUCAAAGAAGAGCGGAGUCUAUUUUUUUCUUCUAUUUGGGGACAUAUUAACAGGUACGCUGGAAUUUUCUGACACCCACUCGGACAUGUCCUAUGUCUUCAUCAACGACUCGUCGCAGACCACCGUGCCGCUGCUGCAGGCCUGCAUCGAUGGAGACCUGCCGUUCGCCAAGCGGCUGCUGGAGACGGGCUGCGACCCCAACAUCCGGGACAACCGGGGCCGCACCGGCCUGCACCUGGCCGCCGCGCGCGGCAACGUGGACAUCUGCCGCCUGCUGCACAAGUUCGGGGCCGACCUGCUGGCGACGGACUACCAGGGGAACACGGCGCUGCACCUGUGCGGCCACGUGGACACGAUCCAGUUCCUGGUCUCCAACGGGCUGAAGAUCGAUAUCUGUAACCACAACGGCUCCACGCCGCUGGUGCUGGCCAAGAGACGCGGCGUCAACAAGGACGCCAUCCGCCUGCUGGAGGGCCUGGAGGAGCAGGAGGUGAAGGGCUUCAACCGCGGACCCCUCUCCUCCAAGCUGGAGACCAUGCAGAUGGCCGACAGCGAGAGCGCGAUGGAGAGCCACUCCUUGCUCAACCCCAACCUGCAGAGCAGCGAGGGCGUCCUCUCCAGCUUCCGCACCACCUGGCAGGAGUUCGUGGAGGACCUGGGCUUCUGGAGGGUGCUGCUGCUGCUGGUGGUCAUCGCCCUGCUCUCCCUGGGCAUCGCCUACUACGUCAGCGGGGUGCUGCCCUUCUCCACCAGCCAGCUGGAGCUGGUGCACUGAGGGGAGGAGGAGGAGAAGA
Messenger RNA from Pseudoliparis swirei, 833 nucleotides. Its product is annotated as ankyrin repeat domain-containing protein 46. Gene Ontology annotation, molecular function: protein binding. The record is from RefSeq and is a predicted model, not a curated record. Lineage: Eukaryota; Metazoa; Chordata; Actinopteri; Perciformes; Liparidae. The transcript is spliced from 4 exons. The coding region runs from base 125 to 814 and encodes 229 amino acids.